AUGAGUCAAAAAGACCUCAAGCGUCAAGAAGAACUCAAGAGUCAAGAAGAGAUGAAGCGUCCAAGUUACAUCAGGAAGUUCAGUUCAAGUCAUUUGCCUUUCAAACUGUUCAAACCCCACCAAAGCUUCCAAAACAUCAAGACACCAGAUCAAAGCUUGAAGACUCCAGGAAAGAAAGAAGGCAUGAGCAAAUACGCUUCUUUACCAGAUAUUGAUACAGCACCUGAUGUUUAUGAAACACCAGAUGUUUCAAGUAUAUUGAUAAAUGAUCGGGAUGAUGAUUCAGAUGGUGAAGGUCCAUCUUAUCAUGGAUCCAGUUUAAGUCAUACAGCUUUAAAUGAAGAUAUCAAUCAAAAUGGAUUAGAUCAAAGUUUGGCUCGUAAAAGAUUCAGUACCACAACGGGGAUCGAUGGUAGUCAUGCUGAUUUUUCUUCAUCUCUUUUAAAACCAAAUCCUCGUCAAUCUUCUGCUCGAUAUCCAUUACCACCUAGAAAUGGAUUUGAAACCAAUCAAUAUUCUAUCAUACCAAGAGGUUAUUCAAUUUCAACCAAAAAUCAACAACUUGAACAAGAAACUCCUUUAGAACGUUUGAGACGAUUAAGAUAUGAAAUUGAAGAAUUAGAAGAAGAACUUGAAAAAGAUGCACAACGUAAAUUGCAAGAUACAACUGAUCAAGAUCCAUCGAAUGAAUCGAAAGAUGAUUCCACUCCGCCUUCUAAUGCAAUUGAAUCUCAAAAUGAAAAAUCAAAGACGAAGAAAGCAAAAUCAAGAGUUGAACCAUCACCUGCUGAAUUACUAGCUCAAUUACAACACAUGCGAGAUGAUUUAGGAAAAUUAUCUUCAUCUGUUGAUUCAUUCGAACCUACUUCUGAUCUAGUAACUAAUCUUAAACAACGCGAAGCCUAUGCCAAGACUCUAUUACAACAACUCACCAACGGUAAUCGUCACACAUCGAACUUGAAAUCUUCUGAAGAUCAAUCAAAACCAUCAAAUCCAAACUCAUCAGACACCAGUGCAGCCAAACUGGAUGCACGUCUAAAUGCUCUAGAAAACUUAUUAGGUUCAACAAGUCUACUACAAGCCUCGAGUACGGGAGAUGUGACUUUACCUCCACCAUUGUUAGUCACAAUCAAUAAAUUAGAACAUCAACUUUCACUUUUGACCCAACCAAGACAUUUGGAUUCAGUUUCAAGACGAGUAAAAGUGAUUGUAACCGAUUUAGAAAGAGUACAUGAAGCCAGAAGGAAAUUAUCGGAUCAUAGACCGUUAUCUUUAGCUCUUGCAUCUGGUAUCACUGUUGUGACCCAAGCUGCCAGUAGUACUAAUGCUCAUCCCCAACAUCUUACUACUACUUUGCCUGGUGUACCAGGUAUCUUAUCCACCGGUUCAAGCUCUGGACAAACAGCUAUCAAUUUACCACCUGACAGUCUACACAAACUUGAAAGACUUUAUAAUCUUUUACCAAGACUUGAUCCUUUAUUACCAUUAGUACCACAUCUUUUAAUUAGGUUAAGAUCUUUAUCAGAAUUACAUUUGAAUGCACAAGAGUUUUCGAAGAAUUUAAAUGAAUUAGAAGGAUCAAGUACGAAAGUGGAAAAAAGAUUGAAAGAAUUAGAUGAGAUUUUAAAUCGAGUUGAACUUAGUAUUCAAGAAAAUGAAAGUUUGGUUAAAAAUAAUUUAACUUUGGUUGAAGAUAGGAUAGAUGGAUUAGUUAAUAAACUUGAUAGUUUGAUAGAUUCGAAGAAUUAAAUAUACAAUCAAUUAAUUUCAGAUUAUAAUUUGAUGUUUUUGAUGUUUUUUUAUAACUUAUCUGAUCUUUUAAGAAAGAUGCGAGAAAAUCAGAUGUCUUGAUCUUUUUCUCAUUAUCUGCAAAUGAAUGAUUAGAUGAAUUAAAAUUGUAAAAUGAUAAAAUUGAUUAUUGCGCAAAUUGAUGAAAAAUUGAUCAACAAGUU
Melampsora larici-populina 98AG31 is the source of this 1952-nucleotide messenger RNA. RefSeq lists its product as uncharacterized. Gene Ontology annotation, cellular component: dynactin complex; cytoplasm. Lineage: Eukaryota; Fungi; Basidiomycota; Pucciniomycetes; Pucciniales; Melampsoraceae. The transcript has 4 exons. Bases 1 to 1749 code for a protein of 582 amino acids. Gene Ontology annotation, biological process: mitotic spindle organization. The record is from RefSeq and is a predicted model, not a curated record.